Medicago truncatula (barrel medic) is the source of this 1043-nucleotide messenger RNA. Its product is annotated as putative ubiquitin-conjugating enzyme E2 39. The transcript has 5 exons. Gene Ontology annotation, molecular function: ubiquitin conjugating enzyme activity. Lineage: Eukaryota; Viridiplantae; Streptophyta; Magnoliopsida; Fabales; Fabaceae. The record is from RefSeq and is a predicted model, not a curated record. Bases 1 to 633 code for a protein of 210 amino acids.
AUGUUUUCAGCUGCCCCUAGUAAGAAGAAAUCAGGUGCAUUACAGCCGUUUAGGCGUGGCCAAUCACCGAUGAACCUGAAAAUGAAAGCUACUGAUAAACCAGAAAGUGAAACUCUGAGGAAACUUCAAAGUUUUAAGCAAUUUGACACUAAUCCAAAGAAUUGGGCUAAAAAAAUCCAGGAAGAGUGGAGGAUUUUGGAGAAGCAUUUGCCGGAUACAAUAUUUGUGAGAGUCUACGAAUCAAGGAUGGAUCUCAUGAGAGCUGUGAUUAUUGGAGCACAAGGGACUCCUUACCAUGAUGGUCUUUUCUUUUUUGAUUUAUACUUUCCCCCUGAAUAUCCCGAUGAACCCCCGCAACUCGACUACCACUCUGGUGGUCUUGGGCUCAAUCCAAAUUUGUAUGAAAAUGGCUAUGUAUGCCUCAGUCUACUUAACACCUGGGUUGGCGACGACGAUGAGAUGUGGACUCCAGGUGUUUCGACAAUGCAUCAGGUUCUCGUCUCCAUACAAGGUCUAAUCUUGAAUGCAAAGCCUUACUUUAAUGAGUCUGGAUUUUUAGACGGUAUUGGCCCACGAGAUGGUGAAAAUAGGAGGCUCUGCGGUAUAAUGAGGAUAUGUUCAUUCUAUCAGUGAGGACAAUGACGUAUAUGAUAAGAAGUUCUCCUAAGAAUUUUAAAGACCUUGUUAUGGGCCAUUUCUACAACAGAGCACAUCAUAUUCUAGGUUUAUGUAAAGCAUACAUGGAAGGUGUUCAAGUUGGUUGUUUCGACAAAGGCAGGGUUCAAAAUGUUAACAAGGGUAAAGGAAGGUGCUCAUCUACAUUUAAGGCUGGUUUAGUUGGGUGUGUGAAAACUCUUGUCCAAGAGUUUGAAAAAAUUUGAGUCAAGGACUGUGAGAAAUUCACGUCUCUGCCGGCACCGACCCGCUGGAAGUGAUUGGCUUAUCAAGGAACAUUCGUUUUCAAAACCCAAUUUCUAGACUAUGAUAUUAAGAGCUUAUUACAUUAACUGCAUGCAAGUUUUUGUUUUUAACAUUCAGUUAAA